UUAGAAAUAAAUAUCAACAAGCUCUAAUACUCAUCAACUUUAACUGCAACAUUCUAUAAUGGCAUUACGUAACCUUUUUGUGCUGGGUUUGUUGCUUCUAGUUUGCCUCUCUAAUCUGAUGCAGGUUUCAUCUGAUCAUGAGAUAGAAAUGGAAGAAGAAGAUGAAGAACUGCUGCUACCUAAUGAGUUGCUUACUGUGCGAGACGGCAACAGAAAGCUAAUGCAAGACAUAGAUUGUGGAGGAUUGUGCAGUUCGAGAUGCAGUGUACAUUCAAGGCCAAACUUGUGUAACAGAGCAUGUGGAACUUGUUGUGUGAGGUGCAAGUGUGUUCCACCUGGUACUUCUGGUAAUAGGGAGCUUUGUGGGGCUUGUUACACUGAUAUGACUACCCAUGGCAACAAGACCAAGUGUCCUUAGGGCUUCUCAAAGAACAUUUAACUUGGGCCUUACUUGUUUGUUACCAACUAGUGUAGUUGUUCAGUAAAUGGUGUGUGUGUGUUUUGGGUUUGAAAAAAGAGGUACUUCUGCUGUUGUUGUUGUAGUAUGUUAUAUGUUUGUAUUGUAGGGCUUUGUCUGUUAUUGUAGUAAGUAUGAAUCAAAUGUAAUGUAUAAAAUGUGGUUUUUAAGGUCGUUUAAUAUAUAAUAUGGUGCAUUACAUUUCAGCUUCA
Messenger RNA from Vicia villosa (hairy vetch), 669 nucleotides. Its product is annotated as snakin-2-like. The transcript has 2 exons. The coding region runs from base 59 to 418 and encodes 119 amino acids. NCBI's taxonomy places the organism in Eukaryota, Viridiplantae, Streptophyta, Magnoliopsida, Fabales, Fabaceae. The record is from RefSeq and is a predicted model, not a curated record.